Pyrus x bretschneideri (Chinese white pear) is the source of this 1383-nucleotide messenger RNA. RefSeq names its product plant intracellular Ras-group-related LRR protein 7. Gene Ontology annotation, molecular function: protein binding. Lineage: Eukaryota; Viridiplantae; Streptophyta; Magnoliopsida; Rosales; Rosaceae. The record is from RefSeq and is a predicted model, not a curated record. The transcript has 10 exons. The coding region runs from base 235 to 1020 and encodes 261 amino acids.
CUUCGUCUUCUUGGUCUCCAUAGCUUCGAGCUUGACCCCCGACUAAACCUCUGCACAAAUCUCAUUUCUCUCACUCCCUCUGAAUUUCGGAGACGAAAUUCUCCGCGCAGAGAGGAAAAUUCAGAGAAUUUAUAUACAUACGUAUAUAUAAAGAAAUAAAUAAAUAAAUUUUUUUUCGAAUUUUGUUGCUUUUUGUUUGGGGAAAUUUUGUGAAAUCAAUUUGGUGGCCACGAGAUGGGUUGCGCUACCAGCAAAAACGCGGAUUCGAAAGCGAGCCGGACCGCUCGGUGGCGAUCCACCGGCAUUGUUGGCCUCCGCGACUCCAAAUUGAAGACAUUUCCUGCUGAAGUUCUCGACCUGGACAGGUCCAUACGUACUAUUGAUCUAACAAACAAUAAAAUAGUUGAAAUUCCUAUGGAUAUCAGCAAAUUAGUAAACCUGCAGAAACUGAUAUUAGCUCAUAACCUCAUUGACCGACUACCGAUAAAUUUGGCAAAACUAGAGUCCCUAAAAGUUAUGACAUUUGAUGGAAAUCGAGUUACGUCCUUGCCUGAUGAAUUGGGACAGUUGGUCAGACUUGAGCAGUUAUCCAUCUCCGGAAAUUCAUUAGAGUCUUUGCCUGCGACUAUUGGAAGCUUGCGGAAUUUAAAGCUUUUAAAUGUAUCGAAGAACAAGUUAAAGUCUCUUCCGGAAUCCAUCGGAAGUUGCUUCUCUCUGGAAGAAUUACAAGCUGAUGAUAAUUCAAUAGACGAACUUCCUGAGUCAGUCUGCAACCUUAUCCACGUAAAGUCGUUUUGCUUGGACAAUAAUAAUGUGAAAAAGAUACCCACUAAUCUGUUGAAAGACUGUAAAGCGCUGCAGAAUAUUUCCCUCCAUGGAAACCCUAUUUCCAUGGAUCAGUUUCAGCAGAUGGAAGGAUUUCAAGAGUUUGAAGCGAGAAGGAAGAAGAAGUUUGACAAACAAAUUCACUCAAAUGUGAUGAUCAGUUCCAAAGGCCUUGAUGAGGGUAUCGAUCUUUGAGAGUAUGGCAUUGACAUUCCUGAAACAAUGACAGAUUCUAACGAGAGCCAAAGCCAUUCCAAUGCAAAUGAGGGGGGGUUUCUUCGCUGCUGCAAAUUCGUACGAGCGUUCUUGUAGCUUCGGAUGGCCAUCGUUGGGACGCCCUUGUUUUUUGUGAUCAGUCUUGUCAGAUACAAAAUAAAACGUAUCUAAACUCGAUUCUGUUGGAUUGUACACUUUGAUGCUGUUUUCUUUAGUACUUGCCAGACUUUGGAAAACUUGUAUAUGAAAGGGUUUGAUUACAUGUACACAUUUGAACUGUAAAAUGUUUCAUCUGUUGAUACAACAUGGGGAAAGUGAAUAUAAUGAGAACAUUGAAUCCAA